Phyllopteryx taeniolatus (common seadragon) is the source of this 4702-nucleotide messenger RNA. It is a transcript of the gene fezf1, whose product is annotated as FEZ family zinc finger 1. The coding region runs from base 475 to 1752 and encodes 425 amino acids. Gene Ontology annotation, biological process: regulation of transcription by RNA polymerase II. Lineage: Eukaryota; Metazoa; Chordata; Actinopteri; Syngnathiformes; Syngnathidae. The transcript has 4 exons. Gene Ontology annotation, cellular component: nucleus. Gene Ontology annotation, molecular function: RNA polymerase II cis-regulatory region sequence-specific DNA binding; DNA-binding transcription activator activity, RNA polymerase II-specific. The record is from RefSeq and is a predicted model, not a curated record.
GACGCGGUCAACUCUCAUCUGUGACGCCAACUGUACGCUUUUGCGGUCGCACGGGAUUCCAAUGUUUUGUUGAGUUGCCUUUUUCUGGAACCGAAUGCCCGAAUAACCCGCUCCGGUAACUUUCGGUGACGGUUAGUGGAGCGCGCGCGGCCAGCUCCGCGCGUCCGUACGUGAGUCACGUGCUCCGAGGUGACGUCACGCGGAGGCACGAGGGGUCCGGAGAGCGGCGAAGUCGUCCACUCGAGCGCGCGUCCCGUCGCGCGACGCGUGCACCUCCUCCUCCUCUUCCUCCUCUUCCUCCCGGUGAUCGGCGAUCCGGGUUCGCGCGCUAACGAUCCGAGCGAGCGCGGGGUCCCGGCUCCCCGCACGCCGCCAUCGAGCUUUGCGGUGGGAGGGAGAGAGCGGGGGCGGGGGUGCCGCCCGGCGGGCCGCUGCCCGAGGCCGCUCGCCGCCGCCCUCCUUCCGGCGCGCUCCAUGGACGCCCACCGCGCCUCCGCCUGGGGCCAGCGGCAGCCGCCGCAGGGGCCGCAGGGGCAGGGGGCCUCCUCGUCGCACGCCAAGUCCCUGGCCUUCUCCAUCGAGCGGAUCAUGGCCCGGACGCCCGAACCCAAGGCCGUCCCGCCGCCGCCGCUGCACUGCGUGAUCCCGCUGCUUCCGCUCGGGUACGCGGCCGCCGCCGCCGCCGCCGCAGCCGCCGCCGACCAGCGCCGGCUCGCCCUGGACUCUGCGGACGGCCCGCUCGGCUUCGGACUCAACUACCAGCCGGACGGCGGCCAAUACAAACUGUUCCGCCCCCGCGUGGUCACCCAGUCGUCGUCGUUCCCGUCCCGAGGGACCGUGUGCUACCUGGACUGCGGCGCCGGUCCCGGGGAGGCUUCCGCUCCGGCGGGACUCUUCGACCUGCACCCGAUGGCGUCCUACCUGCUGGCGGGCGGCGGGCACCGGGCGGCCCCGAACGACCACCUCCGCAACCUCCUCAAGGAGCGCGACUUGUUCGGAGACAAGAGUCCCAAGAAUUCGGCCGAGGCGGCGGCGGCGGCGGCGGCGGCGGCGGCGGCGAGGCUCGCGGGCGGCAAAGUCAAAGUGUUCACCUGCGAAGUCUGCGGGAAAGUGUUCAACGCGCACUACAACCUGACUCGUCACAUGCCCGUGCACACGGGCGCGCGGCCGUUUGUCUGCAAAGUUUGCGGCAAAGGCUUCAGGCAGGCCAGCACACUCUGCAGACACAAGAUCAUCCACACUCAGGUUUCCCCGCGGAAGACGGGAUUUAUUUGUACGAUCAAGCUUGACAAUGCCAAAAUGUGCAAAUGUGUGAAAAGUGUGAAAAGUGUCGUCGCUGUGCCUCAGGAAAAGCCUCACAAGUGCGCGCAGUGCGGCAAGGCGUUCAACCGCAGCUCGACGCUCAACACGCACACGCGCAUCCACGCCGGCUACAAACCUUUCGUGUGCGAGUUCUGCGGCAAAGGAUUCCACCAGAAAGGCAACUACAAGAACCACAAGCUGACGCACAGCGGCGAGAAGCAGUUCAAGUGUUCCAUCUGCAGCAAAGCCUUCCACCAAGUGUACAACCUCACCUUCCACAUGCACACGCACAACGACAAGAAGCCCUUCACCUGCCCCACGUGCGGCAAGGGAUUCUGCCGGAACUUUGACCUCAAGAAGCACGUCAGGAAGCUGCACGACCACGUCGCCGCCGCCGCCGCCGCCCAGCGGACCGUCACGCCGCCGUCCGUCGGCACGCAGCAGCCGUGAGCGCCGGCGCCCGUCCUUCAAUUGGAAAGCAAGAUCAAAAACAACAAAAGCGACUCGUUGUUUUGCCGUUUCACGCAAACAAAUGACAAAAUGGAAUAUGGAAAAUGAUAUUCCAUUUUAGGCUCCGAUCGAAGAAGUGGCAAAGCAGGACUGAGGCUUGUGUUUGGAAUUUUCAAUUGUGACCAACGAUCUUACGAGACAAUCAAAUAUCCCACGAUGCGUUGCGCCGAUACAGAAAAACGAUUUUCCGUUUCCGGCGUAUUGUUUUGAUUUUCGAUAGGAGACAAAUUGAUAAGUAGUGGUGUGAAAAUAGCUUUAAUACGAUGAUCUGAUAUGAGAAGUGUUCCAAAGUGGGUUUUUUUCAUUUCACAUUUUCAUACCCAAAAAUCGCGAUGGAGCGAUCAGGGAGUUUUCAUUUCAUCGUUUCAGCCCUUGAGUCAAAUAUACAGUUCACUCGAUGAAAAUCCCGAUAUAAAGAAUAGUUAGUAGGUUUUACAUUUCUUUUGUUCAGACUAUUUGUUUUUUUAAUAAAUAAAUAGACCACUAUAUUAAAAAACAUUCCUUAUUUAGUGAUAAGGGAGUAUUCGAUGAAUCGUUUUAGCCCAAGAGUCAACUACAUAGUCCACUACGGUAUAUAUAAAAACCUGUAUUAUCUCGGUCCACAAUAUAAAUAUCCCUCAUUGCACAAUUGUUGCAAGAAGAAUGAAAAUAACGAUAAAUAUCAUUGAAGCGAUUUGCCCCAAGUCAAACUGUCUUUAACGAUUAAAUGCAAAUGUGUGAAAACGUGAAAUACAACUCAACUAUUCUUGAGCAGGGAUUCUUUUGCGUACCACUAGAGGGAGCCCGCCUACCACACUUUGACAAUCACCUCCCAAAAAAAAAAAAAAAAAAAAAAAAGUCACUUUAUUUGGUUUUGUUUUUAGUGUUUGAUUCCCAAUUGAAAAUUGAAACAACAAAAUGGCGUACGGAUUGACCACGCCCACUUGGUGGCGCUUAUUAAAAAAAACGUUUUGUUUUUUUUAACCAACCAGUAUUUAAUAGCUUCACCUCGCUUUCCAAUCCAAACUUUUCGUCGUCAGGAGACGUCCUUGGACGUUCGAUUGACAGACUCACUGUUUCCUCUUGUGGACAAAAACAAUAUGACAUGAAAACGUGCACGUGCUCUCUGCCUAUGUAUGACUUCCUUUUCAGAGGCCACAUUUCCACCUAAAGUUCCAGAAAACCUUUGGUUUUUGUUUUCUGGCACCUAAAACGUUCCAAUCAGCCCCGCCACGACGGUUGUGGGAUCUAUGAAAAGUACCACUACCCCCAGCAGGGUCAUCUUUUGCAACUAAAUUUAGAUCUAAACCCACGAUGGCCUGACAAAGGUAUUUGGUUCUGGCCCUUACCGGGUGGUCUUGAUGCUUAUAGUUCCAGGAAAUUUUAAAUCAUUGGUAUAUGUUGUUCCCGGAACAAAAAGCUUCCAAUCAAAUCUGUUUAGGCUCCUGGACCUCUCGAAAGUACUACACUCCUCAACAGGGUCUUAGUUUAGUCCUCAAAAAGGACCUCAGAACUACAUUUUGAUCCAAACAUAACAGGCCCUUUUGCACAAAAAGAGAAGGAAAUGUUACCGCAGUUCCUGGUAGCAAAAGUUCCUCAAAUUUUCUGCGGCCUUCUAGAAGGAGCAGGAGGAAUUAUAUCAGAACUUCGGGGAACCUUUUUACUCAGGUAGUUUUGGUGGAACACUCACGUCAAUAGGAAAGCUCCUGAAAAAGUUCACCGAUUGACUGAAUUGACAUACGUCCAGGAGUUCCAGGAAUUUUUACUUCCAGCUUCACCAUCAGUUCUUGGCACUUGUAGUUCCUGUAUCUAAAAGGUUCCCCUUAGCAGGGUCUUCUUUUCAGCCUCCAUGAAAUACCCGCUAACUAAAUUUCAGUCCAAAGGUUCCUAGAGCCAUCUCAUUUCUUAAUGACUUUAGUGCUUUGUACUUUUAGUUCCUAGAACUAAAAGGUUCCAAUAAAGAUACGCUCAGAGAUGCAGACGCUAUUCCAAAGGUUCAUGAAUGUCUCAAAAUGCCCCACGUAGCAGGGUCUUCUUUUUCCCCCCCAAAAUAACCCCAGAACUCAACUUUGGCUAUAGUCCAGUGGCAAAAUGGUUUUCGAAAGGUUCCUAGUUCUGUCUCUUCCCUUGACAGACACCUACAAUUCCAGGAACUUUCAGAUCUUUGUACUUGUUGUUCCAAGAGGAUCUGUUCAGAGCGACAGAACAAAUGUUGCUGGUCCUCCCAAAAGUACUAUCCCCUGAAGCAAGAUCUUCUUUUUGGCCCCUAUAAACUACCCCAGAAGUUCCAGGGUAAAGUCCCUGCAGUGGAAAUGUGCAAAAAGACACAGAUGACAAUCAGCACUCUUGUAAGAUCUUUAAAACAAAUUCUAAUAGUUGCGCCUCUUUCUUGAUUGACUGAUGUCUGAAGUUCCAGGAACCUUUCGGUCUUGGUUUUGGUUCUUACUUCCUUAGUUGCUAAACGGUUCCUGUCAAAAAAGUUCACAGCUGCAGAACCAGCCCCAAUGGUUCCUAGAUCUAUCAAAACUACUACUCCUCAAGCACGCUCUUCUUUUGGCCCUCAUAAACUACCCCAGAUGUUUCAGGGUAAAAUCCCUGCAGUGGAAAUGCGCUAAAAGAGAAAAUGGCGUCUCUUUCCUGGUGGUCUUGAUUGACGGACAGACGCGCUCAACGUGGAUGAAGUUCUCUCCUUCUCACUACACUAGAGCUCCUCGUGGACAAAAAGUGGUAUUACACAAAAGAACACGUACAAGACUUCCAGUUCCUAAUCUGUAUUUCCACCUUAGUUCUUGGUACUUGAAUCCACUGGUGAAAAUAGCCCCUCCCUCCUUUUCCCACACGAGUGUCUGCACUGUUUGAUUGUUUUGUUUCAAUUGUUAAAUUAAAUAAAUGUCAUUGUUGUUAUUCCUGA